Molecule: messenger RNA, 5700 nt
Organism: Helobdella robusta
Lineage: Eukaryota; Metazoa; Annelida; Clitellata; Rhynchobdellida; Glossiphoniidae
Exons: 3
Coding region: 1-5700 (1899 amino acids)
Biological process (GO): lipid transport; transmembrane transport
Cellular component (GO): membrane; intracellular membrane-bounded organelle
Molecular function (GO): ABC-type transporter activity; ATP binding; lipid carrier activity
Source: RefSeq, a predicted model, not a curated record
AUGUCGUUCAUCUACCAACUGAAGACGUUGCUCUGGAAAAAUUUUAGACUUAGAUCUAAGAAACGAAUUCAGUUGUGUGCUGAAAUAAUUUGGCCUCUGUUUCUGUUUAUCGUUUUAAUACUUAUCAAGGCAUCUUUUAGAAAUUCGUUGAUCAAUGAAACGCAAGACUGUUUCUUCGAAGAAAGAUCCUUACCAUCUGCUGGCAUUUUCAGCUUUUUUCGAAGUUUCUACUGCUCCAUGAAUACAAGUACCCCGUGUUUCAAAUAUGUUAAAAAUGGGUUGCAGGUCUAUACUAAAAAUGAUUCUGAUUGGAAUGCUGAAGAUGAACUAAGAAGACUGGAAAAAAACAUCAUAGAAAGGUUUUCUAAUGUUUCUGAUGAAACUUCAAACAACUGCAGCUUUUUCUCUAAUAGGUUAAAAUUACUUCAACCUUUGUUCAAUGGGAAAAUUCUAUAUACACCUGAUAACGAUGAUAUAAAUAAAAUUAUCAGUGAAGCCAAAAGUUUUUUCACAAACCUGUUUGAAAUUAAAUUUUUUCUUGAAAAUUUUGAAAGAUACUUUUUCAUAAUGAUUGACAGUUUCAAAAAUAAUGUCAUUUAUGAAGAAUUGAAAAUUGUUACGCCUUUAUUUAGUUAUUUAAGUAGUUCAAACCUUUUAACAUCAUUAGUAAAAUUUCUAGAAGAGGAUUUUCAUACAUCCAAUAUUACUGACCUGCUAAAAAUUUCAAUGAAGCUACUGAAUUGUUUUUCAUAUGAUAGAUUUGUUGCAGUACCAGAUGAAUAUUCAUUAACAAAAUUAGCUCUCCAGUUAAUUGAUAACAAAACGUUUCUAGCAGGUCUCGUUUUUGACAUCAUCCAACAAAAUAAUUCAAACAUUCCAUUAGUUAAAUAUAAAAUAAGACUUGAUCAAGAUUUUAUAGAUUUAGCAUACAAAUUGAAUUUGGAGGGUGAAACAAAACUUUCAAAUUUGCAAUUCAAUCCCAGAAUACUUCCAAGUUUUCUAAAGUCUGGUUUUGUGUAUCUGCAGGACAUAAUAGAACAUGCAUUAAUCAGGAUAUAUUUAGGUGAAGAUAAUGUAGGAACCGUUUUACAACAAUUUCCUAGCCCUUGUUACACUGAAAAUAUUUUCAUCAAUAUAUUUAUAAGAUUGCUUCCUCUAUUUAUGGUUGUAUCUUGGCUUGUUCUUGUGCCAAUAAUUGUAAAGGACAUUGUUAAAGAAAAAGAGUUGAAAUUGAGUGAAUUCAUAAAAAUUAUGGGAUUGGGCAGUGGUAUUCAAUGGUUGGCUUGGUUCCUUCAUUUCUUUCUUUUAGUUUUAAUUCCAAUAUUUUUGUUGUGUUUUUUACUCAAAUUUGGUGAUCUUCUGCCUAAUGCAAGUUUUUCCUUGCUAUUUGUUUUAAUGAUGUUUUUUAUGAUUGCACUUAUAACUCAAUGUUUUAUGUAUAGUGUUUUUUUUAGUCGUUCCAAUACUGCAGCUGCUUUUUCAGCAAUUUGCUAUUUUGUUUUAUUUCUUCCUUAUAGACUCUGUCAAAGUUUUCAAGAUUCAAUGCCUUUUGCAUCAAAACUGAUAGCAUGUUUCUCUUUCACUUCAGCAUUUGGUUUUGCUUGUUCAUAUUCUGCAAAGUAUGAAGCAUUGGGAGAAGGAAUACAAUGGAGCAAUAUUUUCAGAAGUCCCGAAGUUAACGAUAAAUUUAAUUUUGGAUUUUGUCUUUUAAUGAUAAUGGUCGAUAUUAUAUUGCAUACUGUGGUCACACUUUAUGUCGAUGCUGUGUUCCCAGGCAACUAUGGGAUAGCUAAACCUUGGUAUUUUCCAGUUGAAUGGAUUUUUAUGUUUCGAAAAAAUAAAAAUAAUAGCAGUAGUAUCAGAAACGCAAUUGAUAUGGACGAACUCACUCAGAUCAGUAACGAGCUAAAAGUUAAUAACUUAGAUGUUGGUGUUUCUAUAGUUAAUUUAGUCAAAAAGUUCAAAAAGUUCGUUGCUGUUAAUAAUUUAAAUGCAGAAUUUUACAAAAACCAUGUCACUGGUUUCUUGGGUCACAAUGGUGCUGGUAAAACGACGACAUUGUCUAUAAUAACAGGCUUAUAUGGUCCUUCAAGUGGUACAGUUUAUGUUAAUAACAUGGACGUAAAAACACAAAUUAAAGAAAUUCGAAAAAUCAUAAGUCUAUGUCCUCAGCACAACAUAUUGUAUGACGAUCUCACUGUAAUGGAACAUCUUUUGUUUUAUUCAAUGCUGAAAGGGUUACCAAAAAAGGAAAUAAAAAGUGAAUGCAACAGAAUUUUGAUGGAUCUCAAUUUGUUUGAUAAGAGGGAUGUGAAUUCUUCGUUUUUGUCAGGAGGCAUGAAGAGGAAGCUUUCUGUUGGCGUAGCGUACAUCGGGUCUCCAGACGUUGUAGUGCUGGAUGAACCAACUGCCGGCGUCGAUGCGUAUGCCAGACGAUCCAUAUGGGAUCUCAUUCAGAAAUACAAAAACAAUCGAACGACAAUACUCUCAACCCAUUUGAUGGACGAAGCUGAUAUACUCAGUGAUAGGUUGAUCAUUAUUAACAAGGGACAGGUGCUUGCCUCUGGUUCAAUAAUGUUUCUUAAAAAACAUUUUGGUAAAGGGUAUCACCUAGAUAUAAGUUUUGAUAAAUAUUUCAAAAAUGAGAAAGAGAGAGAAAAACAGAUGGAUGUUUUUAUUGAAUUUAUAAAAAAGUUUGUGCCCAACGCAGAACCUGAUGUGUCGACACACAAUUUUUACAACUUUGUAUUCAUUUUACCAUAUUCUGAAGUAGAUAAAUUUAACAACUUAUUCAAGAAUUUAGAUUUAAGUAAAUCGAGUUUGCAAUUUGUGAACUAUGGAUUAUCUGAUACAACGCUGGAACAAGUGUUUCUUCAAGUUAACAAGAAUUCAGAACCUCUCCCUGAAGAAGCAGAUCUAUCAUCAAAAUUUUCUCGUUUCAAAUUUUGUCCUGAAAUAAAGCCUCAUUCUGGUUUUAUAUUUUUGUUUCUCCAAUUUUGGUCAUUAAUUGUUAAAAGAUAUUAUUUUUCAAAACGAAGUUUUAAAACAAUUUUUUGUCAGUUAAUUCUUCCACCAUUAUUUGUUGCCUUGACGAUGUUCAUAACAAAUUUUCGGUUCAAGUUUUCCACAGAUGAGCCAAGUGUUGAAAUUCAUCCAUGGUUAAUAAAGUCCAAACAGUUACAUUUGACUUCGUUUUUAUCCAGGAAUGAAAAUUUAAACUGGGACUCGCGGGACAUGGAACUAUCUUUAUUGAAUAAUCCUGGAAUGGGUAAUAGGUGUUUGGAUCCGAAAAUUCAUAAAAUUAAUAAUCUCGACUGUUAUCGCAAAAAAUACAAAAAUCUCACUUUUCUGAUAUCUCCAGAAAAUCCAGAGUUUAAUAUUUCUUGUAGUUGCAAGGCUGGUUAUAAAAAAUGUUCUGAUUCUUUUUCAGGUGAACCUCCUCCACAAUUAAAAAUUAACAAUGAUGAUGUGUUUCAGAAUUUAACUCAUUUUAAUAUACAACAAUAUUUGGUAGAUACUCAGCACAAAUUUUCAAAAACUAGAUUUGCGGGUAUUGAAUUUUACUCUACAAAUCCGUUUAAUUAUUCAGUUUCAAUCAACAUUUUGAAUAAUUUGCUAAACAUUUUGAAUCUUACCGAUAAAAUACUCGAAGGACUUCAAAUAACUAAUUCUUCCAACGUUUCGGUUUCUCUGAAGAGUAAUUUGAAAGGUUUUUGCCCUCAUUUGGUGACCGACGACGUGGUAAUAGUUUGGUACAGUCAUGAUUCACCUACUGCAAUUGUUGCGUAUUCAAACGUCGUUCACAAUGCUAUACUUCGAUCUAAAUAUGAUAAUGUUUCCUCUAAAAAGAUAGGAAUUGUAGUCUAUUCUCAUCCUUUAAAUGCCACUUUUGAGCAGCGGCUUGAAAGCAGAAAGAUUUUGGAAAUUCUUCCGCCUGUUGUUAUUUUGUUUGCUCUUACCAUUAUUCCAACUAGUUUUCUAUUUUUUUUAAUUGAAGAAAAAAAUAGUGGUUCGAUGCAUUUGCAAUAUAUAAGUGGACUGAAUUCAACUUUAUAUUGGAUUUCAAAUUUCGUCUGGGAUACUUUAAUGUUUUUAUCCAUCUGUCUAAUAUUUAUUUUAAUAUUCAUCAUUUUCAAUGCAAAAGAGUUUGUUUCGAAGCAGAAUAUGCUUACGUUUACUAUUUUAACACUUACGUACGGUUGGGCUGUUAUUCCUUUGACCUAUUUUUUUAUCUGGAUUUUCACGGAUUCCAACACUGGCUACAUAUUUCUCUCUGGCGUUUAUUUUCUUUUUGGUCUUGUACCCACAAUAGUCACCUUUGUUAUUGAUUUUAUCCCAACUGAUGAAGAUUGGAGCGAUUUCUUUCAGACAUUGUUUAUAUUUAUACCACAGUUUUGUUUGUCCAGAGGUUUGAUAGAAAUGAGUAGCAACUAUAUUAACUAUAAUGCUAAGGUUAUGCUAUUCGGCGAAGACAGCGUCAAAUACACUAAUCCCAUUGCUUUUCACGCGGUAGGAAAAUUCAUCUGCUCUCUUUUUAUUUUUGGAUGCUUAUCUCUAACGUCUUUUUUGGUUGCCGAAUUCCUGUCCCAUAAAAAUUCAAGUUGUAAGAAUGAUAAAUUUCGAUUGGGUGCUAGAUUAGUUACAAACAGCACGGAUGAAGACGUUUUGAAUGAAGAGAAAAGAAUUUUUAGUGAGCCAUUGAGUAAUAACGUUUUAGCUGUAACAAAUUUAAUUAAAUAUUACCAACACCGAUCCCUUUUUAGAAAAAACUCUAACUCCAUAUUAGCUGUUAACAAUGUAACAUUUGGUGUCCUGCAGAGAGAGUGUUUUGGCCUUUUGGGAAUAAAUGGAGCUGGGAAGUCGACAUUAUUUAAAAUGCUAACUGGAGACAUUCAUCCGAGCGCAGGAAAUAUUUUUUUGAGAGGUUCUAAUUUUUCAAAAAAUACACAAAAAGCUCAAAACCUGUUUGGCUAUUGUCCUCAAUUUGAUGCGAUUUGUAAUUUGAUGACAGUCAAAGAGCACUUAGUUCAUUUUUCCAAACUAAGAGGUGCACCUUCUGAAAAUGUAAAGUUAAUAUGUGAAUGGGCAUAUUUAAACUUGGAUUUGUUGGCUUACAAAGAUACACUUGCUAUGCAUUUAUCUGGUGGGAACAAGAGAAAAUUGUCAAUAGCUUUAGCUUUGAUUGGAAAUCCUGAUGUAGUUUACCUCGAUGAACCUACAGCAGGAAUUGAUCCAAAAGCUAGGAAAUAUGUUUGGGAAUCAAUUGUCGGCACUGUCAGGGCUGGCCACUCAGUAGUAUUAACAUCUCACAGUUUAGAAGAGUGUGAAUUUCUUUGCAACCGUUUGACGAUCAUGGUUUCAGGAGAGCUAAAAUGCAUAGGAACUAUUCAACAUCUAAAAAAUAAAUUCAAUGAAGGAUACACGAUUGAUGUCAAAUUAAAAGAAAUCGUUAAUGUUGAUGAAAAUUUUAAAAGGAUUACGGAUUUUAUUUUAAAAAGUUUUCCAGAAACAAAACUGCUUGAACGUCAUUUGAACUUCGCUAAAUUUCGAUUACCAGCAUCUUUCAACGAUUUGUCGUUUAUUUUUAAAGUGUUGUCUCAAGCAAAAUCAAUGUCCCUAAUAGAUGACUUUUCAAUAAAUCAGACAAAACUUGAGCAGAUCUUUAUGAAUUUCGCUAGGCAAGCAAAUUCCUCUAUAUAG